This is a messenger RNA of Petromyzon marinus (sea lamprey), 9663 nucleotides long. RefSeq lists its product as uncharacterized. Gene Ontology annotation, molecular function: cysteine-type deubiquitinase activity. The record is from RefSeq and is a predicted model, not a curated record. NCBI's taxonomy places the organism in Eukaryota, Metazoa, Chordata, Hyperoartia, Petromyzontiformes, Petromyzontidae. Gene Ontology annotation, biological process: protein deubiquitination.
GCGAGCGAGACGGGUUGCGAGUGAGCCCCCAGCUGCUCCUGCUGCUGGUGGGUGGGUUGUUGUUAGUGUUCUUGUUGUGUUUGUUGUUGUUGUUGUGAUCUCCCGAGUUGGCCGCAUCGGUGCGAGUGGAGGGGAGCCGCGCGCCGAUCGCCUCUCGCCGAGUUUAGAUUCCCUAGCGCGCAUCGGAGUUGCCCGCGAGCGGCGAUCGCGCGAGUGCGCGCGCCCUCUCUCUAUCACGUGGCGCAUUCCUCGGCCAAUCGCAGCGCGAGCUCCAGCCCGCCCCGCGGCCUAUGCGCGCUACCAAAUCUGAGGCGCGUUGCGUGGCCCUUUAAACUGCCCCUCCCCCCCACCCCUGUGUCCCUUUAAGAGGGGCCCGAGGCGCCUUUAAAGCGGAGCUCCUUUAAAGCGGAGCGCGUUCACCAACGCACCGUAUCCGCGUGCACACACAGUCUUGUGAGAGCAACGCAAUCUUGUGAUCGUGUCUAAACCCACACCCCCGUGUUCCUUUAAGCGGUGCCUGAGGCGCCUUUAAAGCGGAGCGCCUUUAAAGCGGAGCGUGUUCACCAACGCAGCAGCGCAUCCGCGUACACAAGCACACUCCAUGGCAAGCAAAGAGCAACGCAAGCUUGUGAUCGUGUCUAAACCCCCGCCCCCGCGUGUGAAGUUAACGCGUCUUGUGCAAGCAUCUAAAGCGGAGGCUGUGAGACACGACGGGGUGCUUGCUGGGUGUUGUGGUCUUGGCUGAACACCGCCGGGGAGUUGUCGGCAAUGUUUUUGGCGCGCGUAUUCCUUUUUCAUUCAUUCGCGGCGCCGAUUUUCGAUUUGCAAUUAAUGGUUGCAACUUGAACAGGAGCGGUGUGAGCUUUGAAACUGGCGCCGGGGACCCGACCCACGUCUCAAGAACGCGUCUCGAGCGAGUGCGCCGUGACACUGCGGGGGUUAAGAGCGUGGAGUGGUUUUCUUGGCUUGUUUUUGAUUUCUCAUUCAGCUGCCGCCGCCGCUGCUGCGAGUGCGGAUUUCACUGCGGCCACUCGAGUUAUAACUCACUGGGUGGCUGUGACGGGAAUCAAACCCUCGUGUCCUCGCAAAGUGGCUCAGCGGUGAAGGUGCACAGUAAAACCCCAGGCUACCGCCCCCCCCGUCCUCACCACCUCGACCAAGCAGAGUCGAACCGAGUUUCUACGCUCUGGGGCUCGUGCGCCGCCUGUUAAUACAGAGCCGCUGCGAGGGGAACAGCGCUGCUGGCGUGCGGAAGGCGGUGCGCGCCCUGGCCCUGUCUACGCGACGCCGUGAAGCGGCGGCGGCAGCAGUCGCUUUGUCUUCUCAAGGCGGUUAUCGAUAGGGUUCUGUGCGACGGCGCGGCCGCACUGCAUCAUGGGAAAGGAAACCACCUCGCCGCAAUUAGGGGCGGCCGCAGCAACAGGGCAGAGUUUGGAAGCGUGAAACGUGCCAGCGACUCGGAACAAAGGCCCUCGGUUGUGACCCCGUUGAUUUGACGAGGGCUGAUGCAUUAAUUAAGAAGCCGAGAAGACCGGUCGGCUGAGCAAGAGGAGGAGGAGGCCCCUGCAAAAGGGAAUGUGGGGAAACGGCUGACUUAGAAUGCGUGCGUUUCUUCACGGUUCACUUUGAGUGUUAUUUUUUGUUCUUAUCGGGCGAAGGCUCGUGCAUCUCGACGGGCAAAAGAAAAUUUGCGCGAAAGAAAAUGCACGCGGGGAAAGUGCCGAGAAAAAUUGGCUUCGGAAGUAAAGCGCAAAAGAACAAAACAAUACUUUUGUAAGUUCCCCCGGCGUGUGCAGCCAGACCCACCUCUGAAUGUCAAGGCGUAGUUUUUUUUUUCUCCUCUGUGAAGUCCGGCGACGUUGGGACGCGGCCAAGAUCGCCGAGGCAGUUGAGUGCUGCGCACCGACCGUGAGCGCCGUUGCAUUGUGGCGUCCACUCUCGCACGGGGCAACCGAGGUCCGCAUGCGCAAAAAUAGAUUUUGGCCGAAAGCGGGCAGAGACAUUGACUUUCCGUUACCGCGCCAUCUCGCCAGCCGCCGCGUUUAGACGCCCAGGACGGCAAUGGACGCGGGAUAAACCGGGACUCGUCCGUCCAUCCUUCGGCAACGCCCGUCCCUCCAGCCGACCCGUCGAUCGACGAGCAACGCGAGUGAACCCGAGCGACCCGCGCGGCCGAAACGCGCCAACGACAUGGGCGCACGCCGGCCCUGACGGCGCCCGACUCGCCGCUUCCCCCCUUCCCCCGCCACACGAGACUUUUUCCAGGCACGCGAGCAAGCGAGCGCUUGCAGCCGCAGACCCCGGUCGCCUCUCCGUCUCCGGUUGUAGCCACGUGGGGCCGCUCUGCCACGCUCAGCAGAGGCGGUGGUGGUUGCAGCGAUGCCGUUUUAAGCCGAGUGACGCGGACGUCGGGAUUCCUGUGGAUUUUCUGCGCUAUUUUAAAGCGUCACAAAAGGAGCCGAUCUUCGCUCUCAUCGCCUUCUCUCCCGAGGGCCACAAGAACCCCGGAGAGCUUUGUUUUUUUCCCCUUCUUCCCCACCCCGCACCCCCGCCGUCGUCACAACCCCAUCACCAGCCGGCACAGCAUUGCUCCCAGCGACGCCCGCUCCCCUCGUUUAAGCUCGUGGCACCGGUCUCCUCGAAUCGCAUCAAGGCAUGUCGUGGAUGCGGAGCCUCUUUCAGCCGGGCGGGGGGCGGCCUGGCGGGGGGCGCCCCGCGGGCUCCACCCUGCGCAGGGGCCACCUCCUGGGCAGCGUGACGUCGCUGGCGGCCGCCAAGGGCCUCCUCAACGAGCCCGGCCAGAACAGCUGCUUCCUCAACAGCGCCAUCCAGGUGCUGUGGCAGUUGGACGUGUUCCGGAGGAGCUUCCGCCAGCUGUCUGGGCACAAGUGCCUCGGAGACUCCUGCAUAUUCUGCGCUCUCAAGUCCAUGUUCAGCCAGUUUGAGUACAGCGAGAAGAAGGCGCUGCACUCGGACGCGCUGCGCUCGGCGCUCGCCGAGACGUUCAAGGACGAGGACCGCUUCCAGCUGGGCCUCAUGGAGGACGCGGCCGAGUGCUUCGAGAACCUGCUGCUGAGAAUCCACUUCCACCUGGUGGGCGACGUGCGGGAAGACCUGUGCACCGCACGCCACUGCGUUACGCAUCAGAAGUUCGCCAUGAACAUGUUUGAGCAGUGCGUGUGCAGCCGCUGCGGGGCCACGUCGGACCCACUCCCCUUCGUGCAGAUGAUCCAGUACGUGUCCACCACGGCCCUCUGCGAGCAGGUGCACAGCAUGAUGGAGCGCCAGCAGGAUCACUUCCACCCGGACAUGUUUGGGGACGUCCUGCGGCAGGCGAGCACCGCCGGGGACUUCAGAGCCUGCCCCAGCAACUGCGGCGAGCGGCAGGUGCGUCUGCGCAAGGUGCUGAUGAACUCCCCGGAGAUCGUGACGCUUGGACUCGUGUGGGACUCGGAGAACUCUGACCUCUCCGAAGACGUCAUCCGCAGCCUGGGCACGCGGCUGCAGCUGUCCGAACUGUUUUACCGUGUGACGGACGACAAGGCGAAACGCACGGAGCUGUGGCUGGUCGGCAUGGUGUGCUACUAUGGCCACCACUACUCCACCUUCUUCUACCACACGCGCCUGCGCAAGUGGAUCUACUUCGACGACGCGGAGGUCAAAGAGGUCGGCUCCAAGUGGAAGGAGGUGGUGUCCAAGUGCAUCAGGAACCACUACCAGCCCUUGCUGCUGCUCUACGCAGACCCCAAGGGCUGUCCCGUGUCCACGUCCGAGGCCCCCACCGAGACCAUGUGGCUGGGGCCCAGCCGGCAGCGCUUCGGCAGCGUGGACUCUGGUCGAGAGCCGUCCAUCUCCAGCGACUCCAAGACGGACUCGUCCAAUGAGUGCCUGCUGCAGCCGCACUCGGACUCGUCCGACUCGCAGACCACGGUCAUCCACAACGCGGGGCACGACGUGCCGCACGCCGUCGCGAGCGUCGCUGCCGCGAGCGCCACCGCCGCCGGAAGCGGCAGCGGCAGCAGCAAGGCCGCAGAAUCCCCAUCGCACGAGCGGAACCGGCAGCAGCGCAGCAACAAGGGCGGUAGCGCCGAGAAGAAGCGCAGCCAGAGCAGGCCGGCGCGCGUCGGCAGGGACGGCGACCCGUCGCCGCAGUCUGGCUACCACAGCGACGGGGAGGCUCUGAAGGAGAAGUCGCGUUCCCGGCAGAAGUCGGACGACGCCAAACAGAAGCCAAAGCAGGAAACCAAGCAGCAGCAGCAGCAGCCGCAGGAGCCACCCCGCAAAGACAGCGGCGGCCACCGCUCCGGUACCGCGGCAGAUCCUGCGUCGGCCCUGCCAACCGCCGCGCCCUCCGCGCCGAAGCCUCCUGCGGGCUGCGCCGACAAAGAACCGCGGCCGCGCGGAAGCAGCGGCGGCGACGCCAAGGCGGAGUCGCGGUCCGGCUCGGCGGAGGGCAAGCCCCAGCGCGGCGUGCGGGGCUGGCGGCCCAACCGCGAGGCGCUCAACGUGGACAGCGUGUUCUGCGAGCGGCGCGAGAAGCGCGGCGGCGUGGCGGCGCCGCCCGCGGGCAGUCCCGCGCGGCCCGGCGGCGCCGCGGGCGCCGCAAGCAGCGGCGGCAGCAGCAGCAGCGGAGCGAGCAGCAGCGGCGGCGGUGGCGGCGGCGGAGUCUCGGUCGGAGGGGGCGGCGGCGGCGGUGGAGGAGGAAGCGGCGCAGGCGGAGGAGGGGGUCCAGCUGACGGCGCCGUGGUUGGGAAGACGGAGCAGCCGGAGAGAGCGAGGAAGGCUCCGCACGCCGACGGCAAGCUCCCGAAAGCGGGGGAAAAGAGCGCCGAGGAGGAGCGGGACUGGCUCAACGGGCCCCUGCUGCGGAUCGAGUCCGGCUACGACAGCGGCGACCGCUGCAGCAACAGCUCGGCCAGCCUGGACUUCUCCCCGCUGGCGGAGCUGGCGCUGGGCGGGUCGCACGGGGACGCGCACGCCGCCACCGACGCCCUCAGGCCGGGCCCGCGGGCUCGGGGCGACGUCACCGGCGACCACGGCGGGGACAGUGUCGCCUCGUCCGACCCGGACUCACCGCACCUCCUGUCGCGGCACGCCUGGCCCACGCCACAGCCCAAGUCGCCCACGGUCCCGUGGACGACGUCUCAGAUACGGAGGGCUGCCAUUGGCGCAAAGGAUGAUGGGAAAUCGACAGCGGAGGACGUCGCAGCUCCGGAAAUGACGUUUAACCCCAAGCCGUCGAAAUUCAUGGACCUUGACAACCUGAGCAUACCAGCAGACAGCCAUGAGGAGUCUGCGGAGGAAGGCGGCAGUCCGACCGAAGCGGCCGGUCAGCUGGAAGCGUCGGAAGGCCUUGGCAUCACUGUCUACCAGUACGUGGACCCUGCAUCUAACCACCCCCUCGCCGCUCCUAACACUCGGGGCCGCGCCAUGGACACUGCGCGGGACCCCCUCCUCUCCUGGCCAGACGGCCGGCCCGCUCACCCUGCCCCCAGCCGGAUGGCGGAUCAUCCGCUGCUACAGCCGCAAGGUGCAGAUGUAGCAGCGCAGCGUGGCCCCCCCCUCCCCGUGACGGACGGCCCCCCCGUGUCGCGCGCCGGGGCCGCCUCUGCCGCCUCUGCCGCCGCCCGCCUCUCCCAAGCGACGCAGACGUGUGGGCCGGGGCCCUGCGACGAGUGCGGCCACGCGCGGGGCGCGGGCGCCGUCUACGGCGCCCGCUACCUCCUCUACGGCCCCCCGGCCGAGCACCACCCGCUCCCUCCCUCCUCCUCCUCUUCCUCCUCGUCCUCGUCCUACGCCAGGAUCUCCUCGUCGAGCGACCGCCUCUCCGGCGAUCGCCUCUCUCCGUGCGGCGGCGGCGGAGAGGGAGGGGAGCGGCCGCCCCUGGCGCGGACCAAAAGCGACCUCACCGCCAACCGGCGGCAGGCGCCGAAGGAGCUGGCGCCGGGCGGCUUCCGGACGGACGGCCGCCUGUCGCUUAGCGCGUCGAGCGUGUACCGGCCGCGCUGGGCCGACGCCGGCGCCCACCUGCGGCAGAGGCGCAUCGCCUUCUCGCUCCCGGCGACCGAGGCGGCGGGCGGCGCCGGCGACGAGCCACUGCGGCGCUUCCCGUUAGCGGGGGCGCCGCGACCCGCGGACUUCGGCGCGGGGGCGCGCGGGUCGGACGCGGCGGAGUCGCCCGUCUCGCCGCGGAGAGCCAAGCCGGGCCCCCGCGGGGCGCCGCUGCGGCUGUCCUACGAGUCGGUGCACUACCUGGUCGGCUGCCCGCAGAACCUGCCGGGCCAGUGGCGCGCGGAGCGCGGCCGCGGCGGCGUCGGCGACGGCGGCGCGUGGGUCUGCGUGAAGGAGCCGCCGACCCCCCCUCCGUCUCCUCUCCCUCCCCUCCCUCCCGCCCUUCCCGUGCUGGCGUCGCGGCCGCCGCCGGGCGAGCGCCCGCGGAGCCUGACGGAGGCGGCCGUGCCCAGCGUGCGCUCGCUCAUCGAGCAGUUCCAGGACGCGUGCUGGGGCGGCCCCGUCUCCCCGCAGCUGCCGCUACAGCGCCUGGGAUUCCUGCGCCAGCAGCAGCCGCAGCAGCAGCAGCCGAGCAUGGGCGGUGAUGGCGAGCGCAGGACUUUGGAAGCGGCGUCGCGCGAGAGUAGCGUUGGCAGUGUCGACUGCGGCGGCGGCGGUGGCGGCGGCUGCUGCUGCGAGGGCGGCGCGCACGCACGGCGGACUCACCGUAGCGGAGCCCUGGCCGACGCCGCCACGCAGUGCGAGCGGCCCGGGGAGCCCGGCCUCGACAGCCGGCGGCUCGGCCCCGCCGCGGCGGCGAGCGAGGGCUCCCCGUGGCUGCCGUGGCACCGGCAGCAGCGGCGGCGGCGGGAGUCGGCGGGGGCGGACGAGAGGGACGGCGCGGAGGCCGAGGUGUCGGACCUGGAGUCGCUGUACCGCGCCAGCCUGCGGGCCGGACACGGCGCGGCACCGCGGGGGGCGUCCGGUAGGACGGCCGGGACGCAGGACGGGGCGCGGCAUCCGUCCCCCACCUCCGCAGCGAGUCCCGGUUGGCGCAAGCAACACUCGGGCCCGGCAUACAGCGUGGCGCUGCGGGCCCGGUCUCGCACCUCGGCUCCCGCCGCCGAAACACUCGCCGGCGUGCAGGACGCCGUGGGGGCCGCCGCCGCUGCCGUGGAGGAGCCGUCCUUCGUGAUUUAAGGCGCCGGCGGAGGCGCAGCAGCGACAAGCGAACGGCGGCGACCGCCACCCCGGCUGCUCACUCGCCGACCGCUCCCGCCCCGCCACCAUCACCGCCGCCCCCUCGCGCGACCCCCCUCGCCGAGGGGCGGCUGCUCCCCGGCCGGGCUGCAGUCGCCGUGAAGAACGGGGAGUGGGGGUUGCGCAGAGAUGCACGCUUGCAUGCCGACGUAGAGCGCCACAAAGCAGUGAACUGGAUUCACAGCUCCAGCCCCCCCAUCGCUGCUAGACCAUUCACCGCCAAUCAUUUCACGUUGAUUAGUGGGUUUUAAUUAUUCUACGAUUUUUUUUUCUUUCUCUUAAGAUAGAAGUUGUAAUCACAAUGAACAGCGUGGCUUUUGUAGUCUUAGGCGUGGCUUUGUACACUUAGCAGUUCCGCUCACUGCCCACUGAGCCAGAUCGCAAGUCGACGGUUUGAUUCCUGUGCGCACCGAACCCAGCGAACCGAGUUAGAUUCCCGUGCCACGGCUAACAUCGGUGGCAAGUGAUACCUGUACUGUUUCGGAGCCUCCCAAUUCACCAACCUGCACUGACCAGCGUGGUGAAGUAUGGCACAACAGCCCCCAAGACUGACGUGGUGUGGGGGAGGCCUUCAUCUAGCAGUGGAUUGACAAAGCACUUCUCAAAGUGUAUAUCAGUGACCACUAUGGAGACGCUACAGAUCCCAGGACAUUAUCCACAAGUGAACAUUUCUCACCAUGGCCCCUUUAAUAUUAUUUUCCAAAUGUAACAAUAAGAUGGAGUUCUUCCCUUCAAUAUACAUACAGUUGGCUGCGAGUUGCUUAAGGCCCCCGGUUAAGUGAUUCGCUGUUCAUCGCCGAAGCAUCGCGUAAUAUAUACGCGUGUCCUUCGCCAUUCUUAGGACCGCGGUUGUGUGGACUCCUCGUGCGAUUUCCACCAUCGUCUCUGCCCCCCCCCACCCCCCAACGUCGAAUCACAACGCCAAAUCGGGAUAGGCUGGUUCAAUCCCGGUGGCAUUCCAACAUGGUGGUAAGGGUCGCUGUUGUUAUUUUUUUCCCGUUUUGCCACAUAAGUAGCCAUCGUCGUCAGCCUCACUUUCGUCCCCCGUCACCUCCAAACGCGUGACCCUUGCGAAGCUCCCCCCUCUCGUGUGUCCGCUGUCGCCGAGAGUCCAGUUCGCCGCUCCGAGUGGCCGCCGCGGUGAUGAUGCCUGUUGUUCCCUUCGCCCACUUACUCCCUUGCCCCAAGCCGCCCCCGGUUCCUGAAUGCCUUCUAAAAGACCGAAGCAUUUUACGCAUGGCAACCCGCACGCAAGAAAACUCCUCCCCAACCCUCCCUUUUAAACGAGCAGAUGACUGCAGCAGCAACAACAGAAACAACAACAAUAAUAAUAAGAGAUAAUACUGUAAAUGAAAUGAAUUAAUCGUCACCUUGCACUACACUAAUAGGCGUGUAAAUAUAACGCACGCGCGUACUUACACCUUCAAUGGGGCAUUGCAUUGCACAGAAAGCGUGGUUUCACUGCAGGUCUCUCUAGUCUUUAACGGCUGCAUCUGUCGUGCACGAAUGUUUCUACGUUUGUAUGCAACACAAAGUAUCGUUUGCGAGCGAGGUUGAGGUGUAGUGCAUGCGGGUAAUGGCAUUUGAUCCGAAAACCUAAGAUUUGGUGCUGGCAUUAAUAUUAUUACUGUUAGUAUCAUAUUAUAUUUAACGUACAAAAAUAAUGUAAAAAAAUUUGAAAGUUUAAAGAAAUGUACAAUAGCAUGUCUAUUAAACUAGAUAUAACUUUUUAUCAGUACUUUAUGGAAUCACGCGGUUAAUCAACCUUCCUUUAUACUGUUUCUUGCUAAGGUCACCUGAAAAAAAAACUACCUUUUGUAAAACUCACUAAAUAAACUAUUUACAGACGAAUCACUCCUGUAAAUAGACGUAACCCAUACGUGUACAUACUAUAGCUAUAUCUCCCACGCUGUUGUAUUAUUUUAGAGGCUUAAAAGAGAGCAGGUUAACUGCAUAUUUUUGGUAUUUCUCGUGAAAGGAUCUUUGUAACGAAGCUGCUUGGACUGAAUCGUCGUUUGAAGUUCACAGCUGUAUAUUGGAAAGAUUUCACUUUUUUUUAUCUGAAUGCAAAGUGUUUUCCCCCCCCCACCCCACCCUCUUUUACGUCUAUAUUUUUUAUUUGGUUAUUUAUUUUAUUUUUUGUUUACGGAAGUCGUCCAGUUUUUUUGUGUUUGGAAAGAAAAUGUUUGACUGUUCAUAAAAAAAAUAAAAAUAAAACGAGAAUUAAAAAAAACAUCGAUUUAUCCCAGACACCGACGGUGACAAGGCGAUGAAGGUGUACAGUCGAGCACAAAACACACGCACACGCGCGCCCACCUCCUCCCCGAGUGGUACUCGCUGUACAACUCCCAUCCAGAAAACACGUAAAGCAGUUUUAUGAUGCCUUUUAUUAAAGGUUAUGUUGCAAAUCUU